This is a messenger RNA of Neodiprion virginianus, 798 nucleotides long. Its product is annotated as high affinity copper uptake protein 1-like. Gene Ontology annotation, cellular component: membrane. Bases 113 to 517 code for a protein of 134 amino acids. The transcript is spliced from 4 exons. Gene Ontology annotation, molecular function: copper ion transmembrane transporter activity. The record is from RefSeq and is a predicted model, not a curated record. NCBI's taxonomy places the organism in Eukaryota, Metazoa, Arthropoda, Insecta, Hymenoptera, Diprionidae. Gene Ontology annotation, biological process: copper ion transmembrane transport.
UUAUCAACGUGAUAAAAAUACUGUCUUCAAAAGUCUAGGAGGCAGCCCCGCGUCUGCCAGGCUUUUCUCUCAAUCGUCUAUACCUGCACCAAACGGAUUCAGCACCGUCACCAUGCACUCUAUGUCAUUCCAUUUCGGCGUCGAGGAGACCAUCCUCUUCGACGGCUGGGUAACGUCGAACUGGCAGGGUAUCGUGGGUUCGGUGGUUGGAAUUACCCUCUUGGCCGCCAUCUACGAGGGUCUCAAGAAUUACCGCGAUUACCUGUUUGUCAACGCGUCCGCGCUUCAUCAGGGAAAUGGGAAAUGUCCACCCAAACAGCCAUCGAUGUCCUCUGGAAUCCAUCUCUUCCAAACGAUCCUGCAUAUGAUACAAAUCAUCGUGGGUUACUUCCUCAUGCUGAUUUUCAUGACUUACAAUGUCUGGCUCUGUAUCGCCGUCACCGUAGGUGGUGGUUUUGGUUACUGGCUAUUCGCAUGGAGAAAGGCCAGCAGUGACAUUACCGAUUGCUGCAAUUAGGGCCGCUGUUGAAUCGCCUAUUUUACGACAAAUACCGCUGAAGAUACAUGGAACACGUGGAUAUGGACAAAAGAUGAAGGGGAUAACCCGAUUGGCAGUUCCAGAAUUGACCUUAGACUUCCAGCAAAUGCCGCGCGAUUGGGAAGACUUACUAAUCAAAAGAAACACUGUUUAAGAUCUGUAUUGAGCUCGUCUUGCCCGAUUUCGCUUGCUCGCGAGAACUCUGGCGUGGAAGUCUAUCGCCUCGCGAUCGGUUAUUCAAUAAAAUUAUCAAAUUUCGA